CCCACCACCAUAAUUCCCACCACACGUCCUUCAACUUCAUGUCGAAUCACUGGGGCGGUCCCUCUUCGUCCUCGUACAACAUGCACCACUACGACCUCCCCGCGCUGCACGACGGCCGCGGCAUGUCCUUUCCGGACGAGUACGAGGACGGAGACGAGCUCUCGGAGCUCCCAGAGCCCUCCAUGCCACAGACUGCCGCGCAGAAGAAGGCGGAGGAGAAGCAGAUCAGGCGGCGGAGCAGUAAAGCUUGCGACCAGUGCCGCAAGUCCAAAUGCAAAUGUGAGCGCGUAGGCGAGAACGAGCCGUGCAAGAAUUGUGUCUUGCUCAACACUCCAUGCACGUUCCUCGGCCCCUCGCGCAAACGCGGGCCACCAAAGGGGUAUAUCGACGCUAUCGAGGCGCGGCUACACCAGACAGAGGCGCUGGUCGGCAUCCUCCUAAGCUCCACCGACUCGCGCGCGCGUACUCUACUCGAUGAUCUAUCCUCGGACCCGCUGGCCAAGGAAAUUAUUAACCGUGUCGACAACUCCCCAUACGGUACGAAGGGCCGGCGACGCGGCGCCGACCCAGCUGCGGGCGGUGCGAAUCGCACCCGACACGCCACUCGGCCGCCGUCGGGGGAGCAGCCGACGAACGGGGAGCAGCAGGCGAUGCAGGAGGCCCUGCGCUCCACGCAUCCGUCAAACGAAUGGCAGGACCAGGUCACCGCCAAGCUGCACGCGCUGGGUCGCGGGGGCGGCCACGGGCACGGCCAUUCCGCCUCGUUCGACGAGUCGAGCCUGCGCGACGAGCGCGACAAGCGGCCCUCACUCACCCUCUUCCCACCCACCAGCGCGUCGCAGCAGCGCACGAGCACGACCUCGCCCGUCGACGACCGGCGGCAGCGCCGGCGCUCGCGCUCGCCCGCGUCGCUGUCGUCGCCCUCGCCCGAGGCGUACGGCGACAUGGGCAGCCCGAGCCAGCUCGACGAGAGCGACGACGAGGAGGGGCUCGCGGACGCGGUCGGGCAGCUUAGUUUGAACGAGCACGAGGAGGUGCGCUACCAUUCGAAGGUGAGCGGGCUGCAUUUGCUGGGCGUCAAGGAGCGCUCGGACGGGCGGAGCGAGGGCGGGAUAUGGAAAUUCCCGAGCUCGCGCGUGUGGCCGCCGCUGCCGGAUAACCGCCUCCCGACGAAGCAGGAGGAAGAGUUCAUGACGCGCUUGCCGGACGUCGCGACACAGGAGCACCUUCUUGAUCUAUACUUCACGUACGUGCAUACCGCGCUCCCGAUUAUCCACAAGAAGAAAUUCCUGGAGGACUUCAAGAACCACCAUAUGGACUCUCCCCAGACACAAGGCUCUGACACGUCCUCCCCUGUGCGCACCUCGCCUUAUAGCAGACGCCGGCGGACAGUCCCCGCACUUCUCCUGUUCGCGAUGUUCUCCAUCGCCGCGCGCUACUCGCCUAAUUCAGACUCCCCGCCGCCCCCUCAGGGCGCCAUGUGGCCCGCGGGCGACGACUACCUUGAGCAGGCGAAGCAAAUCCUCGAUUGCACGUACGCGAGCUCGCGUCCGACCACCGUGCAGGCGCUGUUGCUCAUGGGCUACCGCGAGGUGGGCAUCGGUGCCAUGGCACAGGCGUGGCUCUACAUCGGCAUGGCGGUGAGGAUGGCCCAGGACCUGGGUAUGCACAAGAGCGCGGAUAAGUGGCAGAAGAGCGUCGGCACGCUUUUCGGGAACUGGGAGCUGCAGGAACGCAAGCGGAUCUGGUAUGCGUGCAUUAUCAUGGAUAAGUAUGUCUCGACGUAUAUCGGUCGGCCACUUGCUAUCUUUGGGGGCGACUUUGACAAUGGUCUGCCAAGCGAAGAAGAGAUGGAGGAGCUCGAAGAGUGGAAGCCACAUUCGUCAGAGCCUUUCGUCCGAGACGAGGGAGAGCCUCUUCCUCCCCUGACCAUCGCUGCGCCAGGCCGUGUCAUAUCAUGCUUCAACGCUACUGCUAGGCUAUCAAUUAUCUUGAGCAACGUUGUUCAGAUGAUCUACCCCAUUCGGCCGAAACCAGGUCGCUAUGCAGAGGCUCAGCGACUGGAGAAAGAAUUGGACAAAUGGUACCUGGAGCUCCCUGAGCACCUGCGAUAUGAUCCAGCGUCGUCCAAGACUCCCGUACCCUUGCCACAUAUUUUGACGCUGCACAUGCAAUACUGGUGCACCGGGCUGCUCCUCCAUCGUCCUUUCAUACGGCAUCUCACCGAGACGCGAAACAAAUCCCCCGCCUCGGACCACCAGGAAGAGGUGGAUGUGCGUGCGAUCUCACAGAAAAAUUACGACAUGUGUGUACGCGCCGCCAAUUAUAUCACGUCGAUUGUCUCCGUCUAUCUAACGAAUUAUUGUAUCAAACGGUCCUCGGUCUUUUUAUGCUAUUAUAUAUUCACGGCCAGCAUCAUGCACGUUACGACUCUGACGGCGUAUCCGAAUGACCCGCAGGCUCGCAAGGGCCUUCAAAAGCUUGCCGACGCUCUCGAGAAAAUGGGGGUGGUUUGGCCCAGCGCAGCUCGGGCUCGAGAACUGAUUCACGGGUCGAGGGCAUGGGCUAGCGAUGGCGGUCACCCUCAAGUGGAGUACUCGUCUUACCUGCGGCAUAAACGCCCGCAUGACGAGGGUGAAUCCAUCGAGCCCGGCCACCUGCCCAUGGUGGAGUCUGCUCUGCGCCAGAGCUAUAGUCCGUCCAGUCCCCUAGGGUAUCCUUCGGGCGUGGAUAUGCCCUCCAACGAUAACAUGGCCUAUUUCAGCCCCUUCGACCGUUGGAGUGGGGACAGCGGCUUAUCGUUCUCGGGUACACUGUCGACGUCUGUGCUGCCCCAGCAAUACAGCACGGGCCUAGUUGACGAGCGCGUGCCCCCGACGAUGGGUCGCGGGCAGCAACAGCACGAUGGCCAUGGCAAUGGGCGAUACCCCCAGUUUUGGAACGACUAUUCCACAAUGGGGCAACUUAGUUCGACGAGCUACGUGCCCGUCCUGCCUGAAUUGUCCCAGCCACACCAUCACCAGCAGCAACAUACCCCGACCAACACUCAUAGCCAGCAGUCUCCUAUGUACCUGCACGACCAGUACCACAUGUUUAAUAACCUUCCGCCAUCAAACCCAUAAUGUGUAUUUGCUUGCAGCUGUAUUAUACUUUCAACUUGGACCAGAAGUAGUUUCGGGCAUGUUUGUAUCCUGUAGUCAUCUGUGUUGUGGCAUCGUGCAGUAAUCCUAAUCUUUCUUUCACCUUCCCCC
Gloeophyllum trabeum ATCC 11539 is the source of this 3251-nucleotide messenger RNA. RefSeq lists its product as uncharacterized. The record is from RefSeq and is a predicted model, not a curated record. Gene Ontology annotation, molecular function: DNA binding; DNA-binding transcription factor activity, RNA polymerase II-specific; zinc ion binding. NCBI's taxonomy places the organism in Eukaryota, Fungi, Basidiomycota, Agaricomycetes, Gloeophyllales, Gloeophyllaceae. The coding region runs from base 39 to 3122 and encodes 1027 amino acids. The transcript is spliced from 14 exons. Gene Ontology annotation, biological process: regulation of DNA-templated transcription; DNA-templated transcription.